Molecule: messenger RNA, 1969 nt
Organism: Verruconis gallopava
Lineage: Eukaryota; Fungi; Ascomycota; Dothideomycetes; Venturiales; Sympoventuriaceae
Exons: 3
Coding region: 259-1434 (391 amino acids)
Biological process (GO): adenylate cyclase-activating G protein-coupled receptor signaling pathway
Cellular component (GO): plasma membrane
Molecular function (GO): G protein-coupled receptor activity
Source: RefSeq, a predicted model, not a curated record
UGUCGGCAGAAGAAGGGGGUGGAUUAUUGGGGCGUAAUGGGCUCGCGAGUCGAGCCAUCCUCCCUUUGCACCAGCCAGAAAUAGGCUGGAUGAGCGACAUCUGGCUUCUUAAAAUUAUGAACCCCCUCCUAUGCAACCUCAGAAGAAUAAAAAAGUUCUCCCCAGUGUCUUUCGAGAGCCAAGCUUUUUGAUUUUACUGGAGUUCAUGCCCAGAAAGACACUGUCCUCCCCACAUCGGACGAAGCUAGACUAGCAUUUAUGGGUCCUGACGAAGGUAACACUCCCGUCAUCCCAAAGGCUGAGGUCAGACUUGGCCUCAUCGCUCUGGGUGUUAUCGCGUUAGCAUCAGCACUAUGCACGCUUGCCCUCAUCAGCUUCAUCGCCUACCGGUCGUGGAAAUGGAACUCUUUCUACGCAACCUCCAUUCGAAGGAAUGUGUUCGUCAUCCUGCUGUGCAACCUGUUCCUGGCGGACUUCUUUCAGUCGAUUGGCUUCCUCUUUAGUUGGUACUGGCUUCGCAAGGAUGGCCUCGAUAGCUAUACCGGGCCUUGCACCGUCCAAGGCCUCUUCAUCAACUUUGGUGAUGUGUCAUCGGCCUUCUUCGUUCUCGCCAUCGCCGGACAGACGUGGUUGCAUCUACGAUUCAAGCGUCAGCUACGAUUCGAUGCCUUCCUUACUAUCGUCGUCGGCAUCUGGAUCUUCGCGUUGAUUCUCACCGUCUUAGGACCCGCGACCACUUCACGAUACUUUGCCGAUACGGGAGCGUGGUGCUGGGUGGACCCUCGUUUCAAAAGUCAAAGGCUGGCUUAUCACUACUUUUGGAUCUUCCUUGUCGAAUUCGGGACAGUUGUUGUAUAUGGCUUCGUAAUCUGGGAGUUGCGUCGAUCCUCAAGCAAACUAAGCGGCCUCCAGAACGAGGCCUCUUUCAGCCUGGAAACCGAGACGCACCGUCGAAUUCAAAAGUCUUGCCUGAUUAUGUGCUGCUACCCGAUCGCAUACAUAACGCUCACUUUGCCCUUGGCCGUGAGCAGGAUGUCUGAAAUCAGAGGCGCAGACACGUCGAUCCAAUUCCUCAUCUUCUGCGGCUGCUUCCUUGUUUCGAGUGGCUGGGUCGACACGGUGUUGUACAUCUUGACGAGAGCGUCGUUCCUGAAAGUUCAAGGUCACACACGAGUACAGGAAGAAAGCAAUCAGCGCAGUCAUCGAACCAAUUCGGCUGUAAUGUUUAAAAACAUUUCAAGGACUUAUCAAGGAUCACCUGCGCAGACAAGAACCGCGAGCAGCCCGAGUCCAACGGACGAACCGGGGCGGGUGAUGUCCCUGUCGAGCUGGAAAUAUGACACGAAGACGUUACCUUACUCGCGAACAGAAGAGACGUUUUCAACACUUGAUAACGAGCGACUCAUUCAGGCUACGAGUACGCUGAAUCCGUGAUCCAAAAGAAAUGCAUGGCGUCAAGUGAAGUGCGGACUGUUCUUUGGAUAUGGGUUUUCACUUCCAAGGUGUUUUUUUUUAAACGGCGAGCAUGGUGUUUCAGAGAAGAACGAAACGCACGAUCGACCGCGGAUUCCCAAUGUCAAAUUGUCCUACGUUGCUGCCUUGUCAUCGAAGGGAACGGCAAAGAAAGUACAACUUCCAACCACAUACGGAAGAGCAUCGGGUACGGACAUGGACUCGAUGUCUACUGCCGUUGAGUUCAGCCGAAAGGGCCAUUCGAACGGAUAAGGGAAAUCGAAAGCUUUCAGCGAAGGGAAAAAUACCGGAAGCAGGGUAAUAACCGUUCAUCGGCUGGCGGUCGCCAACCGUUUCACCCUCGUAUGUGUAAUGCUAUUGUAGAACCCAAUAAGGAGAACAGAAUAUCUGCAUUUCGACAAUGAAUUCAAUUGGACAUCACGGCGAAUUGCGCAUUGUCACGGCCGAAGAUCGCAGUUUUGAGCCAGGCGGCUUACUAUGCAAGAUGGUCAUGGUG